AUGGCGACUGGAACGCAAAACCCUCCGAGCUCGACAGUCUACGUCAAGAACCUCGAAGAGCGCAUCAAGAUCGAGCAGAUGAAGACGGCCCUCACCGAGAUCUUCUCCGAGUACGGCAACAUCAUCGACCUGGUGGCCAAGUCGAACCUCAAGGCCAAGGGCCAGGCGUUCGUGGUCUUCGACAACCCGGACUCGGCCGCCAAGGCCAUCGAGGAGAUCAACGGCUUCGAGCUGUUCGACAAGCCCAUGCAGCUGGACUAUGCGCGCACGCGGUCCGACGCCACCGUCCUGCGCGAAGACGGCGAACAAGGCCUGGAGAAGUGGAAGCGGGCCCGCCUUGCCGAGAAGGAGCGUCGCCAGGCCAUGGAGGCGACCCAGCAGAAGGCGCUCAAGAGACCGGCCGCCGCGGCCGUGGAGCCCACCGCACCAGGAGGAGGACUGGCCACACGGCCUGCGAAGACGGCCAAGGGCGCCGGCCUCAAGGCAUCGGGCACCAAUGCCGCAGCCAUCAUCCCCGACGAAUACCUCCCGCCCAACAAGAUCCUGUUUUUGCGGGAUCUGCCUGACAGCUACGACGCAGAUGGUCUGAGCCGCAUAUUCAGCCGCUUCGAAGGGUUCAAGGAAGUCCGCAUGGUGCCAGGGCGGAAAGGCAUUGCGUUCGUGGAAUACGAGGCCGAGGCGGGCGCCAUCAGUGCAAAAGAGGCCACGGCUGGUAUGCAACUGGGUGAUGAGGGUAAGGGAAUCAGGGUCACGUAUCAACGAGCUUGA
Messenger RNA from Fonsecaea erecta, 768 nucleotides. RefSeq lists its product as hypothetical. NCBI's taxonomy places the organism in Eukaryota, Fungi, Ascomycota, Eurotiomycetes, Chaetothyriales, Herpotrichiellaceae. Gene Ontology annotation, cellular component: U1 snRNP. Gene Ontology annotation, biological process: mRNA splicing, via spliceosome. Bases 1 to 768 code for a protein of 255 amino acids. The transcript has 2 exons. The record is from RefSeq and is a predicted model, not a curated record. Gene Ontology annotation, molecular function: U1 snRNA binding.